AUGGGCGACUGGCUGAUGUCCCUGGUGGAAAAGAAAGAAGCAGAAGAAGAAACCGACUGUCAUAUUUUGCAGAUCGUCAGUCGCUAUGACGUCAUUCUCAUCCAGGAAAUACGGGACAUUACCAACACGUCCGUCAAUGAGCUGCACGGUAACCUUUCUGCGCAUGUCAGAGCUGCGAAUCCGUCCGCGUGUUUUUCCUACAAGAUCAGCCCAAGGCUUGGGAGGACGAGAUAUAAAGAACAGUACGCUUUUUUCUACAGGUCAGACAGGGUCAACGUUGUUGCCAGCCACCUCUUCACGGAGAGCGGAGGAGACGUGUUCGAGAGAGAGCCGUUCUGUUUACUACUCAACAUCCCCGGCCAGGCGGGGCCAUGGCGGCUGGCUCUGAUUGGCCUGCACGCGAAACCCACAAACGCUGUUGAGGAACUACAACACCUCUUUCACCAGGUCGAGGCAGAGGUCAAGCUCACAUGGAACACGCAGAACUUGCUGUACCUGGGGGACAUGAACGCCGAUUGCAGAUACCUCCCUGUGUCACACCAGAUGGUUACAGGGAUGUUCCAACAUCCGGGGUACUUCUCACUGAUUGGCUCAGACGCAGACACCACAACCGGGAGGUCCAACUGUGCCUAUGACAGGAUCGUCGCCACGGGAAAUGACCUCAUCAGUGCCGUGCAGUCUUCAAGAGUCUACCCGUAUGACCUGGAGCUGGGCCUCGAUCCGACAUUAACCAGCAGGGUCAGCGACCACUAUCCCGUGGAAGUGGAACUAUAGGCGCCAUAGUCUGAUUCCUGCCCAGCUACUUAUAAAUGAAUGUCUGAGGAAAGCGGCGGACUUCGGGACCAGUCAAUUGACACUGAACAUAUUUCAUAGCACCAGCUGUUAUUCCUUCAUCAAUAACCGCGUCUCAUAGAUCAAGGUGAAUGUCAUUCAUAGUGAAACAGGGUUCAAAGGGUCAAGGGACCAGUCCUUCAUCAAUAACCGCGUCUCGUAGAUUCAAGGGGAAUGUCAUUCAUAGUGAAACAGGGUUCAAAGGGUCAAGGGACCAGUCAAGAAAUGUGACCAAUGAUUAAUCACGAAACGUGUCUGAUAGGGUCAAGCAUAGACCAUACACCGGUAUAUGGACUCUGGUUCAAGGGACCAGUCAUUGAUCACGAAACGUGUCUGGUAGGUUCAAGCAUAGACCAUACACCGGUAUAUGGACUCUGGUUCCAGGGACCAGUCAUUGAUCACGAAACGUGUCUGGUAGGUUCAAGCAUAGACCAUACACCGGUAUAUGGUCUCUAGUUCAAGGGACCAGUCAUUAAUCACGAAACGUGUCUGAUAGGUUCAAGCAUAGACCAUACACCGGUAUAUGGACUCUGGUUCCAGGGACCAGUCAUUAAUCACGAAACGUGUCUGAUAGGUUCAAGCAUAGACCAUACACCGGUAUAUGGUCUCUGGUUCAAGGGACCAGUCAUUGAUCACGAAACGUGUCUGAUAGGUUCAAGCAUAGACCAUACACCGGUAUAUGGACUCUGGUUCCAGGGACCAGUCAUUAAUCACGAAACGUGUCUGAUAGGUUCAAGCAUAGACCAUACACCGGUAUAUGGUCUCUGGUUCAAGGGACCAGUCAUUGAUCACGAAACGUGUCUGAUAGGUUCAAGCAUAGACCAUACACCGGUAUAUGGUCUCUUGUUCAAGGGACCAGUCAUUAAUCACGAAACGUGUCUGAUAGGUUCAAGCAUAGAUCAUACACCGGUAUAUGGUCUCUGGUUCAAGGGACCAGUCAUUGAUCACGAAACGUGUCUGAUAGGUUCAAGCAUAGACCAUACACCGGUAUAUGGUCUCUUGUUCAAGGGACCAGUUAUUGAUCACGAAACGUGUCUGAUAGGUUCAAGCAUAGAUCAUACACCGGUAUAUGGUCUCUGGUUCAAGGGACCAGUCAUUGAUCACGAAACGUGUCUGAUAGGUUCAAGCAUAGACCAUACACCGGUAUAUGGUGUCUGGUUCAAGGGACCAGUCAUUGAUCACUUAACUUGUCUCAUAGAUUCAAGAGACUAGUCAUGCACUACGAACCAUGUCUCAAAAGUUCAAGCGACUAGUUAUUUAUCGUAAGCUGUAGUAAUACAUCUUCCAAUGUAUUUAUUACAAUAUGAUCGAUCCGACUUUCCAGCGUUUUUAGAGGGCAUUCACCAUUACGGUUCAAGUUACGCCUCUCUGCGGCAGAAAUGAUAAAACUUUACUUCAAACUGUAAAUAUUCCAUAAAUAUUUAACAACUGAA
Haliotis rubra (blacklip abalone) is the source of this 2264-nucleotide messenger RNA. RefSeq names its product deoxyribonuclease-1-like. Gene Ontology annotation, cellular component: nucleus. The record is from RefSeq and is a predicted model, not a curated record. Lineage: Eukaryota; Metazoa; Mollusca; Gastropoda; Lepetellida; Haliotidae. Gene Ontology annotation, biological process: DNA catabolic process. Gene Ontology annotation, molecular function: DNA nuclease activity. The transcript has 8 exons. Bases 1 to 774 code for a protein of 257 amino acids.